AUGUCGUUCGACCUCCGCUCCAUCCCGAUUCCGUCCCUCGAUCGCCCCUUUGGUGUUGAGCUAUGGCCACUCUUCUCCAAAGCCUACACGGCAGUCGCGGGGUUUUCACCGGAAGAAUUCAGCUUCACCCAAGGUCAGACGCCCAUGUCGACGUUGAACGGAACUCUCAUCUCGCUCGCGUCCUACUACGUCAUUGUGUUUGGAGGUCGAGAAAUCAUGAGGAACCGCCCCGCGAUGAAGUUGAACGGCAUCUUCCUCAUACACAAUCUAUACCUAACUUUAAUCAGUGGGACCUUGCUGGCUCUGUUUAUUGAACAAUUGCUGUCGACUCUAUGGAGGAAUGGCAUUUUUUAUGCCAUUUGUAAUGUCAAUGGGGGCUGGACAGAACCCCUGGUUGUUCUAUACUAUUUGAACUAUUUGACGAAAUACCUCGAGCUCCUCGACACGGUCUUUCUCGUCCUCAAGAAGAAGCCUCUCACCUUCCUCCAUACCUACCACCAUGGCGCUACAGCCCUCCUCUGCUACACACAAUUGAUCGGCCACACAGCAGUCUCCUGGGUGCCCAUCACCUUGAACCUCCUGGUCCAUGUCGUGAUGUACUGGUACUACUUCCAGAGCGCCCGCGGCAUCCGCAUCUGGUGGAAGAAAUGGGUCACCAUCCUCCAGAUCGUGCAGUUCGUCAUUGACUUGGGAUUCGUGUACUUCGCCUCCUACACCUACUUCACCUCCACCUAUUUCCCUUACAUGCCCAACGCCGGCAACUGCGCCGGCGAGGAAUUCGCCGCUUUCUCCGGCCUAAUCAUCCUCUCCUCCUACCUCCUCCUCUUCAUCUCCUUCUACUUCGCGACAUACAAGAAAGCAGGCAAAAGUGGCCGCCCACGUAGAAACACUGGAAAACAGGCUGUCAUCGAUAUGCGCAAUCUGGAGAUUCCUUCGGUUGGCGGGAAACCUGCUUCUAGCACCACGACGAAGACCAAUGGCAUUGCUAAUGGCAAUGGUUAUGCCCACCUCGAGAAUGGCUCAGCGACCUCCACAGCGCGUUCGAACGGGGGCCCCGUCACGCGGUCCAGAAAGGCCUAGUUAGGUUAAAUGCUAAAUUUAUCUCAUGGCUUUCUUUUGGGAAUGGAAUAUAGAGGAACACCCCAACGAAGAGAAAAGAAGGUAAAUAGAGGGUAUUGAACAUAGGCAAGCAAAAUGGCGAAUACCGGCAUCAAAAAUAUGAAACAAUAUUGGUCGAGGGGGGGAAAAAAAAAGAAGAAGCUCCAAUGCUUCCCUUAAUUUUUCUUAGCCCGACGUUCACACUGCUCGCCAGCCGCAAAUCGCCAACCGCCAUUCAACGAGUGCGGGUCUUUUAUCGUUUGAUCUUCCUCAUUUCCCCCCCUUUUUUAUAUAUUUAUAUUUACGUACUUUUUUUUUUUUUGGUCAAAAUCUAAUUAAUCAACCUUUGUUGCUUUCCAUCUGGCCACAUUGGAUGAGAUUAAUUUGCAUGCCAUUGUUCGAG
Molecule: messenger RNA, 1501 nt
Organism: Histoplasma capsulatum G186AR
Lineage: Eukaryota; Fungi; Ascomycota; Eurotiomycetes; Onygenales; Ajellomycetaceae
Product: V-SNARE
Exons: 3
Coding region: 1-1080 (359 amino acids)
Biological process (GO): sphingolipid biosynthetic process; fatty acid elongation, polyunsaturated fatty acid; very long-chain fatty acid biosynthetic process
Cellular component (GO): endoplasmic reticulum membrane
Molecular function (GO): fatty acid elongase activity
Source: RefSeq, a predicted model, not a curated record